GGCGUAGGCCGAGCUGCGCAGUUUAUUGGUAGAUUUUUGGAUCUCGGUUUCCCGUUACCGCCACGUUGGCGCCUCUCAGACCUUGGCCGUUAGCUCGGUUUUCUGUCCGCGUGUCGGUGAAACCAACGGAUUGGAAAGGGUUUUAAAGAUGUGUGAGGAAAAGAGCUCAGAGCUGAAGAUAGUCUGCUAUAUCAUCGGACUUUUUGUCACUACCAUAGCAAGAUGUUAGUUUGGACUAAUUUCAGGUUAUGGGCAGAUUUAGGGACAGGCCUUCCGUCUUUUGAAUCACCUUUACAUGGAGCACAGAGAUGAUGACGACGAUGAUGUGUCUUUUGCCAAAUGGAUGAGCAGCUUCUGGGGUCACAGCUGGAGAGAAGAGGAUGAGAGAGGACUCCGGGAGCGCCACCGACCACAAGCCACCUAUCACAGGAAAACCUCUCUGCCCUGUCCAUUUCCUGUGCUUUCCAGAAUCACCUCAUCUGAUCACCAUCAUAGAAGGCAUUCUCAUGAGGACCAGGAAUUCCGAUGCCAUACCCACACACAGGAUUACAGAAAAUACUCAGGCGAUGAGUCAUGCAAGGAGCCAAUGGUAUCAAAACGAAGAUCCAAUUCCAAAAUUGAGGAAUUUUCAGAUUCCUUUGAACAGCAGCUGUGCUUUAGAACCAAACGUUCUGCCUCUUUGGGGCCUGAGAGUGGGAAGGAGAGGAAUGAAAGAGAAUGCCUGAGGAUGGAGAUAAGAUCCCAAAAGAAAAUAGAGGAGGGAAGGAGCUCUAGGAAAGAAGAACCCGGAGAGGCAUGCAUGGCCCCCCUGUUUGAAAAGGGGCCUGAAUAAUACUUUAUUCCCACAUCACGCCAUCAGAUGCUGCUGGGUUUUUUUGAGCCAAUACAUCAAUUCAGGAUGUCAGUGGAGAGGAGA
Molecule: messenger RNA, 916 nt
Organism: Otolemur garnettii (small-eared galago)
Lineage: Eukaryota; Metazoa; Chordata; Mammalia; Primates; Galagidae
Gene: LNP1
Product: leukemia NUP98 fusion partner 1
Exons: 4
Coding region: 296-832 (178 amino acids)
Source: RefSeq, a predicted model, not a curated record